GUUUUGUCAUGUUUUCCACUUGCCUUUUUAUGAUUAAACGUUUCGUUAUUAUCACAUCUACUACUCGGUUUCUGAAUCGCGAAGCCAGCGAUUCGGAAUCUCUCUCUUUCUCUCGAUAUCAGACACUUAUAUAAAAAGUUGUUUACUUUCCCUUGUGAGAUUCUCUGGAACCUUUAUUGAGUGAGAGGGUUUUGUCUGAUUCCCAUAAAGCUCAAGCCUUUAGGGAGAGUAAGAAGAUAAUUAUCGCGGAUCAUGGAUUCAGAGGAUGACUUGCUCGGUACCCACGAUAUGGAAUCGGGAGAGGAUGAUUUUUACAGCGGUGGUGGGUCGGAUGAUGAUUACAUCGAAAGCGAUGGUGAUGAGCCCGAUUACGGUUUCGUUGAGGAAGACGUGGAUGAUUCCCUCAUGAUCGCCUCUCAUCGCUCUCAGAUAAAUUAUGUUGUUCUCAAGGAAGAAGAUAUCCGCAAGCUUCAGAUGGAUGAUAUUGGAAGAGUCUCCAUGGUCCUUUCCAUAAGCGAGGCUGAAGCAAGCAUUUUACUUCUUCACUAUCACUGGAGUGUGAGUAAAGUUCAUGAUGAAUGGUUUGCGGAUGAGGAGGGAGUUCGGAAAGCUGUUGGCAUAUUGGAGAGACCUGUUGUUUCAGCCCCUCACGGCGGAGAACUUACAUGUGGAAUAUGCUUUGAACCCUUCCAACGUGAAGAAGUUGUAUCGCUUGCUUGUGGUCAUCCUUUCUGCUCUACCUGCUGGACUGGUUAUAUCAGUACAACCAUCAAUGAUGGCCCAGGAUGCUUGAUGCUAAAGUGUCCCGAGCCUUCUUGCCCUGCUGCUGUUGGUCAAGAUAUGUUCGAAAAAUUCGCUUCCAAGGAAGACAAAGAGAAGUACUACAAAUAUUUUCUUAGGUCUUAUAUUGAAGACAACAGAAAGAUGAAGUGGUGCCCUGCCCCAGGAUGUGAGAAUGCAAUUGAGUUUGCUGCCGGGACUAGCAAUUAUGAUGUUUCCUGCUUGUGUUCACGGAGCUUUUGCUGGAAUUGCACUGAAGAGGCUCACCGUCCUGUGGAUUGUCACACAGUAGCACAAUGGAUACGUAAAAAUAGCGCUGAAUCCGAAAAUAUGAACUGGAUACUUGCAAAUUCAAAGCCUUGCCCAAAGUGUAAGCGGCCAAUUGAAAAGAAUCAUGGAUGCAUGCACAUGACAUGCACACCACCUUGUAAAUAUGAGUUUUGUUGGCUUUGCCUUAAUGCAUGGACAGCUCACGGGGAAAGAACUGGUGGUUUUUAUGCCUGCAACCGGUAUGAGUCAGCCAAGCAAGAAGGACUAUAUGAUGAGGCUGAAAAGAGGAGAGAGAUGGCAAAAAAUUCGCUCGAGAGAUACACUCAUUAUUAUGAACGCUGGGCAAGCAAUCAGACGCACUUACAAGACACUAUAUUCUACCUCUAUGUCAAGAACCAAGAGCUUUCUCGUCUUCCUAUCAUAUGUAUUUUUUUUUGUCUGAUUUGGCAGUCGAGGCAGAAAGCUGUGGAGGAUCUGCAGAAAGCGCAAUUGGAAAAGCUGGAGAAGCUUAGUGACAUACAAUGCACUCCAGAAUCUCAGCUGAAGUUCAUCUCAGAGGCGUGGCUUCAGAUCAUUGAAUGCAGACGUGUACUGAAAUGGACAUAUGCAUAUGGGUACUAUCUACCUGAUCACGAUAAGAAACAAUUUUUUGAGUAUUUGCAAGGGGAGGCUGAGUCAGGUUUGGAGAGGCUCCACAAAUGCGUAGAGAAGGAACUGGAGGUGUUUCUGAAUGCUGAAGGCCCUUCAGAUGACUUCAAUCAUUUCCGGACAAAGUUAACUGGUUUGACCAGCAUAACGAAAACCUACUUUGAGAAUCUGGUGAAAGCUCUGGAGAAUGGUCUUGCUGAUGUGGAUACACAAGGGACUAGCAGCAAAUCAACAAGCUCUAAAUCUAGCAAGACGAAAGGCAGUGGGAAAGGUAAAGGAAGCUCCAGAAAUGGCGGGUCCAGCAAAAGCUCAGAUGGAAACUGAGAUCUCUCUCAGGUUUCAGUUACAAUCUCUCUCUCUAUGCCUCUCUCUUGUGUGCCGCCAUCUCAUUAAGAAGCUCUAUUAACUUGGAAGUUAAGCAAAAUUGGAGAAAAGGUUUGGGGUUUGCUGCAGUAUUUUUACAGUAGCCUCCUCUGAGUUCAUUGCACGCACAAGUGAACUGCAAGAAGAGUUUGUAAUAGUUUAUUGUAAGCUACCCUAAAUGUUGUAUAGUAUAAAAGAAUAUUCACGUUGUUACUUUGGCUUUUUAAUUGCCUUGCACUGCUAUAGUGCAGUGUCUAUGAACACCAAAUGGAGUCUCUUUGUCUGUAAAGAAGAAAUGUUACUAUCUCCUUUGUAUUA
Molecule: messenger RNA, 2379 nt
Organism: Brassica rapa (field mustard)
Lineage: Eukaryota; Viridiplantae; Streptophyta; Magnoliopsida; Brassicales; Brassicaceae
Product: probable E3 ubiquitin-protein ligase ARI5
Biological process (GO): protein ubiquitination
Molecular function (GO): ubiquitin-protein transferase activity; zinc ion binding
Source: RefSeq, a predicted model, not a curated record